Molecule: messenger RNA, 2597 nt
Organism: Humulus lupulus (European hop)
Lineage: Eukaryota; Viridiplantae; Streptophyta; Magnoliopsida; Rosales; Cannabaceae
Product: wall-associated receptor kinase-like 10
Exons: 5
Coding region: 478-2361 (627 amino acids)
Biological process (GO): cell surface receptor signaling pathway; protein phosphorylation
Cellular component (GO): plasma membrane
Molecular function (GO): ATP binding; protein serine/threonine kinase activity; calcium ion binding
Source: RefSeq, a predicted model, not a curated record
UAUGUGGAAUUUUCCUCGAGUCUUCUAUAUAUGCUUAUUUCUUUUUUAUUCUAUUUUAUUUUUUUUCUGCUGAAAAGAACAUGCACAUACUGAUAGGAUGUCUUCUUCUUUUUCUUUUCUUUUUUUUUUUUAAAAAAGAAAAAAAAGAAAAAUUGAAUUUCACAUAUCUUUGGAAUAUUAUAUAUUCUCACUAGUGUCACAUAAAUUCCUUAUUCACACAAACAAAAUUUCCAACUUGCUCAUCUCUCUCUCUCUCUGUGAUACGAGACUACGUCAAAGUGAUCAUUAAUAAAGAAGAAAGAAGAAAAUUGUAGUGACUACUAUGCUGAACUACUACUUGUUUGUUAUCAUAACUGGAUGGUUCUUAAUGGCAAGGUCGUCAACAGAACUAGCUAUACUUGGUUGUCCAGAAAAGUGUGGAGAUGUAACUAUCCCAUUCCCAUUCGGAAUUGGAUCGUCCAAUUGUUUUCUUGACAAAUGGUUCGAAAUCUCCUGCCACAACUCCACUACGCCUUUCCUCAAACAAACUCAACUACAGUAAGUUGUGGUGCUUUUGCCAAGUACGAAACAAGGAGUGGUAACAGGGUCGUCCAGAAUGGGUGCACCAGCAGCAGCUCCACCUGCUCAUCAUCAUCCAAUAGUAUUGAUUUUAGUAAUUGCGAUGGCGUUAAAUGUUGUCGUACUUCUUUCGAUGGUAGUGACAGCUUAAAAUUCUCCAUGGAUAUUGAUUCUUCUACGACUCUUGCAACAAAUCGUGAUAACGAAUAUUGCAAAUAUGCGUUCGUGAUAGAUCGUUCUGAAAUUGAUAAAUACAAAACAUCCCAUGAUUUGGAUUAUUAUGUUCCCGCCCUACUAAGUUGGUCCCUUAACAGUACGUAUUUCGACAUAUUUAAAACACAUGUUAUCCCAACCAGAUCAAGAUCUAGCAGCUUCUACUGCAGCAGCUAUAAUGGUACUUUAAAUUCCUCUCUAGAUCCGAUAUCCAGCUGUUACUGCAGUAAAGGAUUUCGAGGGAGUGCGUACAUUCAGGACGGGUGUCAAGAUAUUAAUGAAUGCAUUGAGGGAAGAGCGAUUUGCUCUGGAGGUUCUACUUGCGUGAACACUAUCGGGGGCUAUUACUGUAGUUAUAAACGCAAUACCAUCUUUAUAGGUGUGGGGAGUCCUCUUGGAUUAUUAGUUCUACUUUUUGGUACAUGGAGACUAUACAGAUUCAUAAAGAAAAGAAAAGAAAUUAAAUGCAAGAAAGCAUUUUUCAAACGAAAUGGUGGCCUUUUAUUGGAACAGCAGAUACAUUCAGGUGAAAACAAUGUCGAGCAAACCAAGCUAUUUGAUUCAAAAGAGUUAGAGAAGGCAACUGAUAAUUUCAAGAUAGACAGAGUUCUUGGGCAAGGAGGCCAAGGCACUGUGUACAAAGGAAUGUUGGAAGAUGGAAAGAUUGUUGCUGUAAAGAAGUCUAAAAUAAUUGAUGAAGCCAAACUCUCUGAAUUCAUCAAUGAGGUUGUCAUUCUUACACAAAUCAAUCAUAGAAAUGUUGUCAGGCUAUUGGGAUGUUGUCUCGAGACAGAUGUUCCACUUCUAGUUUAUGAAUUCAUCCCAAACGGAACACUUUCUGAGUAUAUUCAUGACAAAAAUGCAGAGUUUCCUUUCACAUGGAACAUAAGAUUACAAAUUGCCACUGAAGUUGCAGGAGCGCUUUCAUACUUACACUCAGCAGCUUCUUUUCCAAUUUAUCAUCGAGAUAUCAAGUCUACGAACAUACUCAUUGAUGAAAAAUUGAGAGCUAAAGUUGCAGACUUUGGUACAUCAAGAACUAUCUCCUUAGAGCAAACUCACCUGACCACUUUAGUUUAUGGCACUUUUGGCUAUCUUGAUCCAGAAUACUUUCAGUCUAGCCAAUUCACAGAUAAGAGUGAUGUUUAUAGUUUUGGAGUUGUUCUUGUCGAGCUCUUGACUGGACAAAAAGCAAUAUCUGCUGCAAGUUCAGAGGAAGGAAGAAGUUUGGCAACAUAUUUCAUAAUGACAAUGGAGGAAAAUAGCAGUAUUCUGUUCGACAUUCUUGAUGCUCAAGUUGUCAAAGAUGCGCCAAAAGAAGAGAUCUUAAUUGUUGCUAAUCUUGCACAAAAAUGCUUACACUUGAGCGGAAGGAAUCGACCUACCAUGAAAGAAGUAGCAAAGGAGCUAGAAGGGAUACAAGUCAUUGAUAAUAAAGAUUCAAAGGGUAGUCAACAACAUAAUUAUGAUUAUGAAGAGCUAGCAUAUGCACCACCUGAAAUUGCAGACUACUCCUCCACAUCGUCAACUUUUGAUAGUAAUGCUACUAGCUCCUUGUUUCAUCAAGAGUUUCCAUUGUUGGAAGUGUGAACAAAUAUUAAUAUUCCUUUUGUAGUACUCUUCACUUUAUUUUCUUUUUAUUUCAAAUUUCAGAGAUCAAUUAUACUGUGGAAUACUUCAUUGGUUAAUAUUGUUAACUUUAGUUUCAUCACAAUGUAUAAGCAUUCAACGCUUAGUACUUUUACUAUAUUAUGUAAUAUAGUAGUACUCGUGUUUUUGUAUGGUUUUGGCCUUUUCAUUUUUCUAAUUAUUUCUUUUUAUACGAA